GUAAAGUAACACGUGUUCUUUAAGUCAUGCCAUCUUUCUACUUUUUUCUAGGUUUUACAAUCCUAGGUACGGUUUGUUUACAGUGGGCGAAUAGCGCCCAACCUGACGUAGAAACAAAUCGCGAUUUUGCCUCCAUUCCGGGUCAUUUGGAAGAGCUUGGCGCGAAGAACACAAAACGUUCUGUCGAAGUGAUUCAAAGUUUUCCAGACCCUGAAACAUUUUUCAGAACAUACGUGGACGGAAGUAAACCAGUUCUGAUCCAAAAUGGAGCAAAAAUGUCGUCGGCAUUUGAAAAGUGGACGGAUAAGUAUUUCUUGUCGCUUCCCGAGUCGAGCGAGCACAAAAUCCAGGCGGAACAAAGAAAGAAAGAGAAGAGAACAGUUCCUCCAGAGGAAAUGUCCUUUAGUGAUUUUGUCAAGACGUACACAGAAAAGGAUAUCUAUAUGGUCAGCAGUGUUCCUGAAUUUAUAAGGUGGGUUAUUGAAUUAAGUUUUGUUUAAAAAUCAUUGUAAGCCUCGGUAUAAAAGAAGUUGAUUUAUGCGUUUUCACUAAGAUGAAUGUCGAACUAUUGUUGCACUGCUAAUAUCCGUGGUUUACAGUUGACUGAUUUUGUCGUAAUAUUUUUUGUUUAGUUCCAAAAUAGCUUGUUAUUAAAGGAACUAUGUCUCAAGGAUAUUGCUUUUUAGGGUCACUUCUGUGCUAAAACUUAAGUUGGGCCAACUUUUUAAAGUUUAAGUCCAUGUCCAUCCUUACCAUCUGUAGCAAAAGCAAAUAGGAAGAGUUUCAAUGCCUACAGUUAGCCUAUAAAACAGCCGAUAUUUCGCGACGCUACCACUGGUUUCCCCGCGAAAUGACGUCUGAGAAACGAGCGCAGGAAUUCCAUACUGAUGACGCGUCACUACCCAGAUCUGAGUACUGCUUUUGAUUGGUCGUGCCGCGUGAGAAGGUUUCUUCAAUCAAUCAGAAGCACUUCCCAGAUCUGGAUAGUAACACGUCAAUAGUAUGGAAUUCUCCGCUCGUUUCUCAGACAUCAUUUCGCGGGGAAACCAGUGGUCAGUGGCCUCGCGAAAUGUCGGAUGUUUUCUCAAGCUAAAAUAUAGUCUAAAAUAACAAAACUGGACCAUUAUUUUUGGAUGUCAAAACACUUUUUAGCUUUUUAAAAAGAUAGCAACAUAAACCGAAAUAAUAGUUAGGCCACCGCUCAAGCGCUCGUGGUACUAACUGUUCACAUAUCCCUCAGUCACGGGUUACGGUUACAUAUACAAAACAGGAAAUUGACUUUUUCACAGGGUGUUUUACGAUCCUGUGGGCUCCAAACGUCCUUUUCCAAAAAGACUAAGAUGUGAAAAUAAACCACCUCCGCAGUUUUGCCUCAUUGUUGGGUAGUUAUAGCGCAAGAGGACUUUAAUUAGAAAAAAGACAGUUAACCUUUUUUCCGCGUUACUUUGUUUAGUGUAUUCAUUUACGUUUGUAUUCAAUCAUGUUUGUAUUUCUAGCCUAGCAACUAGACAUAAGCGCAAUGAUAUAAUCCGUGAUCAACAAUGACUAUGGUCCAGAGAUGCCGCGAAGUAAUGGCAAAUCUAGCAAAAAAUGGCCACAGAGUUGGCGUAAAUUCAAAAUUCAAAUAAAAUGUUAUUGCACGCAAUAGCAAACAUGGCAAAUGUCUCGAAAAAGGAAGCAGAUUCCUCUGCAUGAAAUUUGCUGUGCUUGGCUUGGGGCACAAGCCAAAAAUUACUUUUUUUUUUAUUUUUAUAUGAUUUAGGAAAGAUAUAGUACUUCCUCCCCCUCUGUUGUGCAGAGAUAUCACAGAAGCGGACAUGAUAGCCGACGCGGUAAGUAAUAACCAGUUGAUAUCAGUGUAAUAUAACAAUAUGCAUAUAUAUGUAUCAUCACAUGGCUGCCACCCUGUCCCUCGCCCCUGCCCAAGUGAUAUGGUUGAGCGCGUGCGUAAGGUAUUGGCGAACAGGGGAUUACUGUGCGGCUGUGUAGAGUGACCAUUUGGUCCAAGGGUAAGGGGUUGGACCUCCGUGCGGAGCCCCUCCGUAUAAUUUUUUGUUUAUCCCCCCGGACUUAUUGAACUCUUUCAGUGUUAUUGUCCUUCUUACAGUAUAUUCUCUCUGAUUACAGGUGAUGUGGUUUAGCAGUGGAGGAACCAAGUCUGUUUUGCACCUUGACGAUGGACUUGAUAAUAUCAACUGUUUGUUCAGAGGGACAAAGGAACUAUUAUUUAUUGAUUACCAAAAGUACAAACACGUGGUACGCUAACUCAUUUAACAUCGUAUUUUAUAUACUACGCUUACAAUACAUCCUCUAGAAUGGCCCGCUGAUAGCCAGAGGGAGGCGCUAUUUUGUCCAAUGGGCCAUUUCCGAGUUUCCCUAGCCUCUGUUUGAAAGCGAGGCUGAGUAAAUGAGUUUUUAAUUCUCACGCAAAUAAAAAUCAUUUUCCCAAGAAAGGUUUUACGUUUAGCCUCGUCAUGAGAGUUUUUGGAACUCGAAAAUGGCCAAUUCCCCCUCCCACGUUGAGCACUUCGAAAAUAAUUUCCCAGCUCGUUCCGAUAUAGGCUUUCAAAAAAAGUCCUUCGUUCGAUUCUUCGUCACUCGGUUGACCGCCUCGCGGCCUAAACUACUCUUUAUAAUACCAGUUAUUCUGGGUUAAAAAUGUAGUUUUUCCCUCAGUGAUUUAGGACCCUAUGGCUGUUUUUUGAUAAACUCUAAAUCAUGGUUGUGAUAAAGUCUUUGAAACCCUCUUGAAAAACAUGCAAUUUGGCCAAGCUAGCUUACAUAAGUCUAAAAUUAAAGGUAUCUCAAUAGAUAAAAAAAGAGGCCAAUAUUCAAUAUUAAUUUUCUGCGUAAACAAAAAGGGCAACUUCUAGCCCCAUCUUGCUGGCUGGGUAGCCAAUGAGAAUUAGCUUCACUAGUAUAGGGAUAUGAUAAACUGACCUGAAACGCUUAUUCCGAUAUAAAUCUAGUUUAAUCUGUGUGAAUGGGCUUCUAGAUACCUUUAGGUUCUAAGACGAGUACGCCAACAAGUACGAGAUUUCCUCAAUACUAAGUAGUGCUCGCGCUUGAACUAGCGUCAUUUUGGCUGGAAAACGGGAUAGCCGUCGUCACUCUCUACGAGUUUCAGCGUGUCGAAGUUGGCGAAAACAAGUCAUCAAAUGUUAGAAGUUUAAUCAUUUUGCGAUCGGGAGAGGGAGUAACCUCCUUCACUAAAGAUAACAGUGCUAACUUUUCUAGUGAAAAAUGGUAAAAUGAAGCUUUCCGGGAACUCUUUAUUUUAAAAUUAAAUACGCGAAAAAACUUUACGUCAAAUCUCGUAAUCGUAGUCGUGCUCGUUCUCGAAUCUACUGAAAGGUAUCUAUUAGCUGGGUAAAAACGAAUUUUUCUAAAUACAAGAUAAUAUUUCUUUAAAGGUUCCCAUUGAUUUUCCGGCGGAGGGCUAUUCCGGUGUCGACGUAGACAGGUAUAUAUAUGAAGGCUAUAUCCUUUUAUUUUUAUCCAUCCAAAAUAUUCCUCUCUUUUUGAUUGGCUUAAGUCCCACAGCUAGUUCUUCAUAGCUAGUUAGAGUUAGUGAAAUUUGAAAGGUGUUUGCUUUUAUUUUGCGAUUGACAUCAAUGGUAAAAAAUCAGAUAGGAUAUCAUCUGAGGUGUUUGGAAAAAUGGCGGACGAUUACACUCCUUAUGCGUAAAUGAAAUAACCGAGACAGAACAUGAUAUAUAGCACUCAAAAAACAGACCACCAAGUUGAGAAAGUUGUAAUCGCUGAAGUCUAAGGUAAAAUCUCCAGCGGUUCUCGGAAAUUCAAUUUUUAAGAAGGGUAAACUCAUUCUGACCGAGAGAGAGUCCCAUUAUUCUCUGUUGUUCUGACCUUUAAAUUGCAAUUUAUUUGGUGUGCGCAAUGCGUGACGGUCGGCAAAAAUGGGAUGUGCUUAAGCAGGCUGCGAGGAGCUUAGCGAGGAGCCCGGUCAUUCUCAUAUCGUCGCGAUAUUUUUUUCGGUGCUUUAAAACGAAAGCAAGAAUUAAGUUUUUGAUCUAGCUUAUCACUUUUAGUAUUUGGCACAAUCUAACCGCCAUGAUAAGCUAGCAAAAAAAUUAGUUCAUUCUCGCAAGGAGCCUAGUCUAAGGUAACCCUGUUCUCGCCCCAGACCCUCGAUCAUGUUUCUCUUUUCUGGGGGCACGAGUGUCUAGGGUGGAGAAUGUACAUUUGCGAGUAGCUUUAUCGGUGUUGUAUUUGUGUCUUUAGGGUGGACUUUGAGAAAUAUCCUGGACUUAUUGACGUGGAAUAUUACAAUGUGACUAUGCAAGCAGGGGAUUGUCUGUUCAUUCCCCAAAGAUGGUAAUUAUUCUAUUAACUUGAAUUCUAGAAAAAACUGGAUGUGAAAUAAAACGCCGAAUCAUUGUCAGUCGGAAUCAUCUUUCCACGCAGUACAUUCGAACUACUGAGUGAUUUCGAGGGACAAACAACACACUAAGAACAAUAAAAAACGAUUGAAAUAAGUAAUAAAAUUAAGUUUUAGAGAGUUUAUGCGAUUUUGAAGGUGUCCUUGCUUUUGUCCAGAAAAUAUUUUACAUUUUGAGCUGUUUUGGAUAAGGUGCCCAAUGAGUUCUGGUAGAUAUGCAAAAAAUAUUGUAGUCGUGAGAAUCGCAUAUUGCAAUCAUUGACAUUGCAAAAUUAAAAAAGAUUCUCCGAAAGUAUUGUUCACGCCAAUUUACGUCUGUCUCGUGACAUUUUGCGAAAAGAAUAGGUACUAGUACCUGCUUUAUUUGUUGCUGCCCUAUCCACACUAAUGCGUUUUCGUUGUCAUCGAAAAGGCAUCGAUUGAUUCGUGUUCACGCUACCGUUUUCAUACCAUCUCGACUGUCCACAAAACGGUAUAGAAUUGCUCGUUGAGACGCAAGUUGAACUCUUUGCGCAUGCUACAAUCACACGCGCCUGCGAUAUUUUCGGUCGUUCUUUUCAUUCGAUGCGUUUUCGACCGUCUACACUAAUACGAUAUGAAUGCGUUUUCGUUUUGAUCCACUUAGUUUCACAAACGUUUUCAAAUCGUUUUUGAUGAAAACGCUCAGCGUAUUAGUGCGGACGGAAGGCCUAAACGCGUCGAAUUGUAUGCGCAUUAGUGAGCGCGGGGCCUAAGGACGCUCUUCUUUUACCCUAGACAAUGAUUCCACUGAAACUCGGUAACAACUUGUGAAUUUGUUGAUGCUGAGAAUGUCUAAAAACCUGACACUAGCAAUAUGAGUUUGUUUUGCUUUUGAAAGGUUUCAUCAAGUUCGGUCGUAUGGACGAAACAUAGCUGUGAAUCUAUGGUGGCAUCAUUUUCCGAAGUUCAUACCACAGUACUGCGAUGGAAUGGAACCGAAUCAGACGCUAGAAAAGUUCAAUUUUACCUCACUGGAUGAGUUAAUGGAGUCAAGAGAACAAGACAUGUUGUAAGUACGAGUGAAGGUGAAUUUUUACUCCAGCUUUAUUUUUUAUGUGCGCAUGGGGCAAACUUUAACUGAUUUUACUAAUGAGUUUUUUAAAUAGAGACAACCUAUGAAGGGUAGCAAACAUAAAUUAAAAGUUGAAAGAGGUAUUUAACGUUUAUGUUUACGCGUGAGAAUGGAAAGUCACCUUAAAAGUAGUUAUUCAAAGAGUCUGUACGGGCGGAUUUUCGUACGCUGACAUCAUAGGCACAUUUUCUGGGAUAGAUAGGUUUCCUGUCCAUUCUCUUUUAGGUAUGGGGCACCCCUGCGGCUAUGACGCUCCGCUGUGACGAGGAAUCCAAAACGUAACCUCGUUCUCGAGGAAGGAAGAGAACUGAAAGGAAACCCUGGGAACGAGGUUGCCCAAAAGAAGGCGUGAAAUUGUUGAGAACAAUUUGCUGACUUUUCGAUUUGUAACAAACGCUUGGUUUUCAAAUACUGAAAGCAGAGGCUAAACUUUCGCGGCGCGAGCUGGCGUGAAAAUGAAAAAUAAUGCGUCUUGUUCGAUUACAUUUAUAGUAAUUUCAAUAACUAUACACGCAGGCGUAAAUAACUCCUGGACAUCAAAAAUUACCACAUAAUUUUCAUAUGCAAUUAUUAUAAAUAGCUUGUAAGCCCACUGUUCGUGACCAAUCAAUUUUCAGAAAUUUAUCAGUUAGUAGAUCAAUAUUAUGAUAUCACUACUGAAUUAAUCAGAAAGGAAUGGAGUCCCAAAGUAUAUGAAAAGUAUUACUAUUAUUAUUUAAUUUUUUUCCAGGCAAAUUGCCUAAUCGGCAUCGGCGGUGUACGGAGACUGUUACCAUACAUGUCACGCUUCAUUGAGAACGGCGCGUCUCAGUUUAUGAACGUAUAUGAAAGUUUGAUCUUCGAUAUCGCUAGGACGACUUCGUGAAUAUUAUGCUCUUUAGAUCCGUGUCUAGGGUACGGGUGUUUUCAAAAAUGUGCUUAAUUUACAUCAACAAUAAUCAUCAAAACAAAAUAAUCAAGAAGAAAUAAUAUUCGUUGAAAAAUUGACUAGAACUUAAGAACUGCAAAAUGACCUUAAAUAAAUCAUUAGACCCGAGGAAACCAAACAUUUUUCUGAAGAUAUAUUUUAACAUAUUUCGGUCACUAUGGUGCCUAGCUACGCUGUACAAAGCAAAAGAGUCAGCCUAUUUUUGGAUGUUCUCUGCUUACCGGAAUAUGAUUUAUAACCGUGGCCGCUUCUCUGCUGUGAAAACUAUCGUAAGAUAACUAUGUAAUAAUCCAUAUUGGUUUAUAAAACAAGUUGAAAAUAUAUACUAACUUCUUUCUCCGAAGGAAAAGGGGUAGCCAUACGGUUCGUCUUGGUGAUCUCCACACGUUGACCAGUUUAAUUGUCUAAAAUUGGUCUACAACACCUGUUACUUCUGUUUUCUCUGUUGAAUGGCUCAUCCCUUUGAAGAAGGACAAAAAAUGUUUUCAUUUAGUUAUUUCGAUAACUUUGACUGAACUACUAGUUUAUAAGCACGAGGGGAACUUACAGUCUCAUUUCUGUCACCUACCGGUCGCUUACGAGCCGAGAUCACGCCGGGCCGAGCGCUAGCAAAGAUCAUUGUUCACUCGUGCCAGUCUCGACGAGCCCGGCUGAUUUGGUUAUUUAACGCUGAAGAUCACCUCUUUGACUUAAUGGAAUAAUUGAAAAGGAAAUGCUGGACAAUUGAAACAGAAGUUUUCUAAAUUAAUCUCACUGGUACUGAUGGUCAUACUAAGUAUUUUGGUGGUCACUUUGAGUUUGAUCAAAUGUUUGUUUGCUAGCUCUUACUAUCGUACACCAUCUACACUCUUUUUAUUUUUCAAUAAUUGUCUACCUAUUCGUUUUCUUUAUCGUUAGUAAUCAUUAUUACUUGCGUUUUUAUUUCAUUUUUUUCUGGAACACGUGGUUUGUCCUGUCAAUGCCCUUUCCAUACCUGUUGAGGAACGCUUGUAAACAAAUCAGUCUGAAUAAAAUAAUUGCGAUUAUGGGUUUCUACCAAUAAUUCAUGCAUAUUGUUCAAAACUAAUCUAACAAUGCUUGAACAACUUUUUGCAGAAACCAUUUGCAGAGCUAUCUUCGCAAAAUGAACGAAAUUUCCUACAGGAUAUUUGUAAGAAGAUUAAGAAAGGUAUUGUCAGCUUGUGAUUUUUUAGGCAUAUAAAUAAAUUCUCCACGUGCAGGUAAAACAGCUUUUUAUAAGUAAUUAUUCCAGUAUUAUGUGGGAAACACAAUAGGCAAAGUCGUUACGUGAGAAAAAAGUUCAGUCUCGCACAGGAAUUUUUGGUACACCCACAUGACUGCCGUAAUAAAGUCAUGUGAAAAGGACCUGGGUAUACUCAACAAAGUUUUAUACUGAGAGGCUUCGCCGCGAGGCUCAACCCCUCACCUUUUAUGUACAUUUUGGACCCCUUUCAUAUACCUUCUAUUAACAACUGAAAAGGUACCCCUUUCACAUACAUAUUAUAGAACUUUGCAUCCCAUUUAACUGCUGUAAAUGCACUGUAUGAAUACGAAAAAAUCACAAAACCGAAUCAUUUUCUUGACUUUUUCACAGGCAUAAAAGUAUCUUUUAGCCCUUUUAGGCCUUUUUACAGACCGAAAUGGCAGAUUCCCUAUACCCUAAGCCUAAAAUAGGUACUCCUUUCGGGCGGAGCCACCCCGUACAGGGGGAGUAUUCCCCCAGGGGAGAAACAAUCGAUUGCGUUUAUAAAGGUUCAGGAAAAGGUUUCUGAAGCCCCUGAGGUGUAAAAAUGUGAGCUUCACUUGGACCUUUGCUAAAUUCUCAAGAAAAUGUACUCGAAGAGACGUUCGGAGCUCGAGGAGUUUCUCGAGGUCGUUUUUCAUAGAAAGGCUCCUUCUGAAAACUUCUCCUCCAUAUGUUUCGCUGAAAAUGAUGGGCAAAGUACUUGGAAAAGGAGUGGUAUCUUAGGUAUCUUACAUGUAUUCCGUAAAUGAUCUACUAAUGGUCCAUAUCACUCUUCAAAUAUCAACCUCAACGUCAGAAUACUCAUUCAGGGUCAUUGUCUUACCAUCGUUAAUCGUCUGUCCUUUGAACUUUACUUUGAAUAAGAUGCCACGCGAAACCCUUGUUAAUCAAGCAAGGAACAGACUAAAUUGAAUGAUUUUGCUCCUUUUUGCUAUUUCCUGAAAUUUUUGAGUAAUUGUCAUGUGGGCUUCUAUUAGAGAGGGACGUCCAGUACAAACUUUGAAGGGACGCGUUUAUAAUAUAAGAGGAGUUUAUUUGAGAGAGGGCGCUUAUUAGAUCAUUACGGUAUGCGGCCUGGGAAUGCUGGGUUUAAUCUCUAGUUUUAUUAACUUUUUCUUAGGAUCCUCAGUUAUUUAAUAACGACUUGACAGAGUGGACUGAAGAACUGAAGGCAACAGCUAGGAAGGUAACAGAGCAAGGGUGUUAAGUUCAAGAAGAAUUUAGGAAUUUAAAGUGUUGGGACUGCGGGAGGUGUAGGUAUUUUAGGCGUGAAAUUCAGCACUCACUGACGAUCACUCAGUUGACUAACAUAGGAUUAAAUGCUACAUUAGCUCCUCGGAACGUGUACAGUAUUAAAAAGAACAAUUUCGAAAGAGUUUGCCUUAGUUACAGAUUCACCGCGGUCAAACGAGAGAACUUCCUGCAAAAGCUCAGGUUGUUACUUUCACUGUUACAAGCUUGGGAUAUUAUUGGUAUGCAGUCUUCCUUUAAUUAACUUUUUCUGAGUUUACUCAAAACGUUCUUAGUGUUUAAAAACGGAAACUGGUGUUACUGUAUACGUAUUCUGCGAAUGAUGCCGAAUAAAAAUUGCAGAAUAUAAAACAAGAUAACGGCUUGCAGUGGAUGUUUGAACUGGAUGGAAGUUAUAGAGGUUGAAAUCGCGCAAAUUCCUCAUCAGUGGUUUAUUGUUCUCCUUUUUCAAGUUGUUUAGACUAAUGGAUGUGGACCGAGACAAGCAUUUUUCUGUUUCUGAUCUUCAAGUACUUGAAGAAGAGGAUAACAGGGUAAGUGGUCAAGCUCUCGGGAAAAAUACAUCAUUUUGGAACAGGUUCCUAUUAUUGCAGCGGUUGUUUAGUACUCGCGUUUCCCCUCACGUCGUAUUUGCCAACUGGUUCGGUACUGCCUCGUUCUGGGGGCCUUUUCUCUCUGAUCUACCGACUAAUCAGUUCAAAACAAACUCAGCGAUCCUGAACGGGUAUAAAAAAAAACAUUGAGAGCCUCAGUUUCACAAUUAAGGUAUGAGUUGAUCGGUUGGUAGAUCGAUGAAUCCUGACCCCACUCGAUUGCUAGAUAGACAAAUUGAUCGGUUGAAAAGAACAAUAAUUGUUUAGUCUUAUUGAAAAUUACCCCACUAUAUAAGCGAAUCACAAUGGUGAAUUUGCGCCCUUCGAUGGCCAGGAUUGAAACGAAGUGCAAAAAAGAAAGAAAAAAACUCCUAUGUUGUCGAAAAAAAAAAAACUAAAAUAUUCAGCUGAGCUAAUUAACCGAAAAAUGUGGAACUCGCCUUGACAUAACCCCUUAGAAGGAAAAAAAUUAUUUUGGGGAGAAAGUCGAGUAAAUGAAAAAGAUUUGUACCCAGCAACCUGGUUUUCAUCCGGCCGGUAUACAGAGUAUAACAAAAAUAGUGUAUUUUGUUCAUCAAGAAUGAAACUGGAGCUGAUCAUGAGUUCGUUGGCGUGAUCAUAUGUGACCCGCAGAUUAAAAAUGCUGUAGUUCGCCUUCAUUUCGCAUUGUUUGCUUUUAUUUUUCUGCAGGGGAAGAUGAAGGAAAUUAUGAAUGAUUUCUAUCGGAUGGCUGACGUGAUCGACAAGGAACGGGAAAAAAAUAACGUGGAAACUGAGAAUGGAGUUAGUACGGAGAAAGAUAAUGAUGACAGCUUGGGAGAUGGCGAUUAUUAUAUUGAACCAGUUUCCAGGAAGACCACAGGCAAAACCUCUAAAGACGAACUCUAAGAGUCCAGUGUGCGGGCCCUGAAUUUUACUAAAACAAUAAUACUGUAAUGGAUAAUGAAGAGCAGUUACUGGAAUUAUUUCCUUUCUUUUUCGCUUAAAACUUAUUACUAUUGAAGCCUAAACGUCUAUCUUGAAUGUAAACAAUGGUUGCUAACCAUUUACAUGGGCAAACCGAUCGGUCCACGGUUUAGAGGUUUAGGCAAAUGGUACGCAAAAUUCACUUGAUGUUCCCGGCCAUCUCCACUGUAAGGUUCUGGUUUUUCAGCCUCUCCAGUUCCAAGAAAGAUAUGCCAUUUGCACUAAGAGGUCACGUGACAUCAUUUAAAUAGAAAUAACAGUUUUAUGAUUUUGCCUUCGAAAAACGAUUAAUGGGUCAUAUCUUAAACAAAAUAAUAGUGAUUUAGUUUUUCAAACCCGCACCAUGGUCCAUGCAAGGGUCUUCAUUCAAGCAAAUUAAACUCAGCAAACUGAAUCAUUAGAAAAUACAGAAAACUGCACAUAAGGAUUUGUUUUGCUCGCUUCAGUCAAAUCCAGCUCCAGCAAUUGUUUACGGGUAAAGAGU
Messenger RNA from Porites lobata, 10960 nucleotides. The record is from the annotation of a GenBank genome assembly. Lineage: Eukaryota; Metazoa; Cnidaria; Anthozoa; Scleractinia; Poritidae.